This is a messenger RNA of Vespa crabro (European hornet), 2373 nucleotides long. RefSeq names its product polyprenol reductase-like. The transcript is spliced from 9 exons. Gene Ontology annotation, molecular function: 3-oxo-5-alpha-steroid 4-dehydrogenase activity. The record is from RefSeq and is a predicted model, not a curated record. The coding region runs from base 1296 to 2201 and encodes 301 amino acids. NCBI's taxonomy places the organism in Eukaryota, Metazoa, Arthropoda, Insecta, Hymenoptera, Vespidae. Gene Ontology annotation, cellular component: endoplasmic reticulum. Gene Ontology annotation, biological process: dolichol-linked oligosaccharide biosynthetic process; polyprenol catabolic process.
AUCUUCUCUCGUACUUUUAUCUGGUAAUACAGGACAACUCUUGGGAAAAUAUAUAAAACAUAAUUGUUCAUUAGUUAAUAUAUAUAAUCUUGUUUCUGAUGGCACUAUUUUAUAUUUAUGUUACGACAUGAAUGGCAAACGUAUAACAAAGUACGUUUCGUUAAAAGCACUUCUCAAUGGUUCAAGUUUAUCGCAAAGAAAAAGGGAAAUAACAGCAUCGCCACGUAUAUUUAAAACGAUGAUGUUAGAUGAACAAAAUAAUUAUUGGAAGCCUACGCGUUAUCAUCGUUUGAUGGUUGAAAAUAAAGGCAUAUGUUCUUGGGAAUCUUGUAAAGCUACUUUGAAUUUAACUCUUCAAAAACAACCAAAUCAAACAUUGAAAAUUUGGGAAUAUGUUAGCCCAAAUUCGUUUGCCUCAAAACCAGUCUUUUUAAUAACAUCACAAGAACCAUAUAGCACUGGAUUUGUAAUAAAAUUCUGGUAGUGGCUCGAUUCAAAUCCUUCGGUAACAGAUACGAUACCUAAAAUCAUUGAACGAAAACUAAUCGAAAGAGUAUUAAUCGUUUUCGUUAAUUAUACCGACGUACAAGUUAUUAACGCUAGUCAAACUGAUGUUACUCAAUUAUGUAAUGGUACUAACUGUCAACCAAAUUUAGAUUUACGAGUGAAAUUUAAUUCCAUUGCAGCAGCAAAUAUUAAUCAAGAGGGAUAUCCAGAAUUGAGAGUAGGUAUAAAAGUCAAAGUAGGUUGAAGUCUGAACGUAUUAUCUUGGAGAACGAGCUAGGAUCUGCUAGAGCAUAUGGUUCAUAUAGUAAAGGUUCAUAUGCCUAAUUACUAGACAAAAAAAAAAUAUGAAGAUAGUUGAAGUAUCUUCUAAUUCGAAGGAAGGUGAAGUCCUAAAUCAGCUGUUUAACUUUAAUAAGUUCGAAAUCCAUGAAUGUAAGACUAUGAACUAAAAGAAAUAACAAAAUUAUUAAUAUCUUUUGAAAGUAAAUAGAGAAAGUGAAUGAGAGAACAAUUAAAAUACGGAAGAACAAGAAAAAUAUUUUGUAAAGAUACUUUUUAUCAAUUCUUUAUAUAAAAAAAAAAAAAGAAAAAAAAACCCCAAAAGAAUCCGUCCAAUGUUUGUACAAGAUUGUUGAAUUAACAACAUAUAUUAUGCUACCUGGAUAUUUCACAUACGGGAAAUAUUAAAUAAUUUGUCUUCUACCGACCCACUUCCAUAAAAAAGAAUAUUUUCUAAGUACUCGAAUCUUGUAUAAUCGGUCGCAACGGAAAGAUUAUCUUCAAGAAUAAUGGACGUAAAUUUCAUACGUUAUUUAUUUAUAUUUAAUUCUUGCUUUUUUACCAUUCUUGGAUUUAUUGUUAUUUAUGCUGAACCUUACUUACCUGUUUUAAUUACACGUACAUUUCACUAUGGUAAACAUGCAAUUAAAAUUCAUCAACCAAUAGUUGCAAAAACUGAAGUACCAAAAAGAUGGUUUAAACAUUUCUAUCUCUUUGCAACAUCAGUUUCUACUUGUUUUCUUAUCCUAUUUUUCUAUACAUAUUUUAUGAACGGUACAAUUCCUGAAAUAAUAUAUUGGUUAUUAGAUACAUCACUUGGCAAAUCUAGAAAAGCAUUAGUAUCAUCAGAAUGUGGAUUUUUAGCCAUAACCCUUCUUACUAUUCAUUGUUGGAAACGAUUAUACGAAACACAUUAUGUUACUGUUUUCUCUGAUAAAAAAAUUAAUAUCUCUCAUUACAUAGUUGGACAUACCCAUUACAUAGGAACAAUAUUAAGCAUUAUAGGUGAAUCACAUUGUUUCGUUCGAAAUUUCAAAGAACUAAAUUAUGAGCAUAAAUUAACGCUCUUACAAAUAGUUUGUGCUAUCAUAUUUUUAUUAUCUUCGUUGGUGCAAUUACAAACUAAUUUUAUUUUAGCCAGUUUAAGAAAAUCUAACAAUAAAGUUGUCUUUUAUGGCUAUAAAGUAGCACAUAGUGGUUUAUUUAAAUAUUUGUCUGCACCAUUGGAAUUUACAGAAAUUUUAGUUUAUUUAAUGUUAUCUGUUAUUCUUUGGCAAAGUAAUACAUUUCAUUACAUUACACUUUGGGUUGUAAUAAACCAAAUAAAUUGUGCUGUAAUGACUCACAAAUGGUAUAAAAAAACUUUCCAAAAUUAUCCAAAGGAACGUAAAAUUUUGAUUCCAUAUUUAUUCUAGAUAUAAUUAUUAUCACUUCCUUAACUUAGAAACUUGGUAGAAUAAAGAAAUUUAUUAUUUACAUUUUACUAGACUCAUGUAAACACACAUAUACGCCUUGAUUAUUGUUUCAUUCCACAAUUAUAUGAUUUUUAAAAUAACGUUGAAUAAUAAAUAUUUAUUUAACUAAUAA